This is a messenger RNA of Punica granatum (pomegranate), 2122 nucleotides long. The record is from RefSeq and is a predicted model, not a curated record. Lineage: Eukaryota; Viridiplantae; Streptophyta; Magnoliopsida; Myrtales; Lythraceae.
CUGUUAGAGUGGUCUCUUCUUUUUGGGACUGAAAGUGUACUUGGGAUUCCGCGUUCAGAUAAUUCUCUAGAUCAUUACUUGGGCCAAUUCAAUUUGGUCUCAAGUCAAUUUUUAUUUCUUGUGUAUGCUAGAGCCACAAGCAUAGUUGAUGUACCUUCAUACUCGUAGCAAUAACAUUAUUAUCCUCAUUUACCUAUCAUCAAAAGAGAAAAAGAAGCAUAAGCCUUCUGCAAGACCGCCACUUAUAAGAACAGACUCCCGGCCCCAAGUACCCUAAAACAUAUCUGUUCCUUAAACGUUUCAUCGUCCGUCUUAAGUCUAAACCUUAACCUCUGUUCCUUCCUCCUAUUGUCCGGUCGAUCGAAGAGAUGAAACUCAGCCGCCACCAGCGGGCCCUCGUCAACCUCUCCAUGUGCUUCCUCCUCCUGCCGCCAUUGGCUCUCGGAGAGUGCACCUGCGACCAGGACAGGCCUGACAGCCGGGACAAGACCGCAGCCCUCAGGUACAAGAUUGGGGCCAUCGCCGCCAUCCUCGUGGCUGGCGCGCUCGGCGUCUGCCUCCCCAUGCUCGGGAAGGUGGUCCCCACGCUCCGACCCGACAGGGACUUCUUCUUCGUUGUGAAGGCAUUCGCGGCAGGGGUGAUCCUCUCCACGGGGUUCAUCCAUGUCUUCCCGGACGCGUACGAGAACCUCACGUCGCCCUGCCUUGCCGAUGAGCCAUGGGGGAGCUUCCCCUUCGCGGGGUUCGUGGCCAUGGUGGCGGCGAUCGGGACGCUGCAGAUUGACAUGCUCGCGACGUCGUACUACACGAGGAGGCACGAGGAGGCGGGUGGGGUCCAUGCAGAGGACGUCCACCUCCACACGCACGCCAGCCAUGGCCACUCUCACGGCCCCGUUCCACCGGACGAUUCUGCAUUCUCGGUGGACCUUCUCCGGCACAAAGUCAUAUCACAGGUACUAGAGGUGGGGAUAAUCACGCACUCGGUGAUUAUAGGGAUCUCGCUCGGGGCCUCACAAAGUCCAAAGAUCAUUAGGCCACUCGUGGGUGCGCUAACCUUUCACCAGUUCUUCGAGGGCAUGGGCCUCGGUGGUUGCAUCGCUCAGGCAAAGUUCAGGUCCCGAGCAGUGGUCAUCAUGGCGUUAUUCUUCGCCCUCACAACCCCUGUCGGGAUCGCCAUCGGGAUCGGCAUAUCCAACACGUACAAUGAGAGCACCUCCAAGGCACUGAUUGUCGAGGGGAUCUUCAACGCUGCUUCGGCGGGGAUCCUCAUCUACAUGGCACUGGUGGACCUAUGCGCGGCCGACUUCAUGAGCCCGAAGAUGCAAAAGAAUGGGAGGCUGCAACUGUGGGUCAAUGCGUCUCUACUCGCAGGGGCGGGUUGCAUGUCCGUGCUCGCCUAUUGGGCCUAAGGUCAUAAGAUGCACGCACGGGUGUUAGCAAACAUUGAUGAUAGCUGCCAGCAUGGAGAUAACGACUUUAACUGCGUUCGGAUGGCCGUUAAAUUGCCGACGUGACACGUGAGGAGUGGACCCGAGUGGAAGACCCGAUUUUUCAAGACUCGGCUCCAUCUUAGAAUCGGGUCGGUUCGGGUCGGGAUGUCUCCUUCUUCACCCGACUCCCUCUCCAUGCUCGAAACCCUAGCGCGGCUCCUCUUCUCCACGCAACCCAGCGGACCACUUGGGUUCUGCCUAUUGCCAUGGCUUUUUAUGAUCUUGUCGCGGUUCUGCUGCCCGUCGGGCUGUUGAGGCUUUUGGUCGAGCUUGUAAUAUCGCGGGAUGAAGAUAUCCUAGCAUUAGUUUAUGAGGCUAGGCCGGUGACUCACCACAACUUGGGUAAUAAUGGCGGGAAUCAGAGAAGGGUGUGGAGAGAAAGGAGUAGACCGGCAACUAUUGUCCCAAAUUCUAAUUCCAUGCCGAACUCGAAUCCUCGUUCUGCUUCGGUUUCUGAUGGAGGGCUUUUAGGGUUUUAGGUUUCUGCUUCGGCUUUGGUUUCUCAGGUCACCCAGGAACAAACUUCCUUCACUGUUCUUGAAUGAGAUUUUGUGAUGUGGGCUGCUUUUCAUGGGUUGUGAAUCUGAUUGCUUCUCUGAGAUGAAGGAAUGUGCAAUCCCCUGUUCGUCUAA